Messenger RNA from Closterium sp. Yama58-4, 3609 nucleotides. The record is from the annotation of a GenBank genome assembly. Lineage: Eukaryota; Viridiplantae; Streptophyta; Zygnematophyceae; Desmidiales; Closteriaceae.
AUGGAGCCGUUUUUCAGCAGCUGUCGCGAGAUCCUAAUAGCCGUCGAUAACAGCGAAGGGUCGGAGCUCGCGUUCAACUGGGCGCUCCGGAAUUACUGCAAGCGACAUGACCACGUGCGGCUAAUACACGUCGUCAGAAACUACAGCGACGCCAUCGGCACGCUCCCCAAGGAGGCGAUCGCGUGUUUAGAGCAGCAGGCCAUGACGUCAGCGCGCGCCAUCGUUGAAAAGUACAUGCGCCGAUGCGCCCACGCCGAUGUGGACUGCGAUUGGCGGAUAGCGUGUGGCGACGAGAGGGACGUGAUCUGCCGUGAGGUGAUGCGAGUGUGCGCGGACGUGCUGAUCGUUGGUACCAGGAGCCUGCCAGCCGUAAAAAAAGCUCUCCUCGGCUCAGUCAGUGAAUACUGCGCACACCACAGUGCAUGCCCGGUCAUCAUUGUGAGGCCCAAGGAGCUUCUUAGCUUGAUGCUAGCGCAAGCACCCACGACCUCCCGUGCUCUAUCGAGCACUUCCCUUAUCCACUCGGGAACCCAACCUUCCCGUACGACCCGCUUCCCCUGUGUAUCGGAAGUUUCGGGGAAAGCAGCCGUCGCCAUGAAGGCGUCUAGGGUUGUCCGUUUGAUGUCGACUGUGGCGCCCAGCCUUCAAAGCGCCAUGUCCGGCGCUACAUCCGGAGCGGCUGUAGCGCCUGUAGCGGCGUCAGCAGCGGCUGCUCAGAGAUCGUCUUCUAUGGUGGGCGAUCGUCCGCAGAUCGCGCAGAAUAUGCGAAGUGCGUGGGUGACUGGUCAUGGUCAGACGUCGCUGUGGCGUCGCAUGUCGUCAUCUGCGACGGUUGGCGGCGCUAAUGUGUCGCACAGAUUGCUCGCACGGCCUGUGCCGUCGGCGUACAUCCUCACGCGAAAGGCCUCCAGCGCAGCGCCCGAGAAUCCGUUCAAGAACAUCGUCACAGAUCUCCCGUCGGCCGACGGCGGCUCGUACGGGAAGUACUACAGCCUUCCUGCGCUCAACGACCCGCGCGUCGAUCGCCUGCCCUACUCCAUUCGCAUUCUGCUCGAGUCUGCACUGCGCAACUGCGACAAUUUUCAGGUGCUGCCCGCUGACGUGGAGAAGAUCCUCGACUGGGAGAAAACUGCCCCGCAGCAAGUGGAGAUUCCUUUCAAGCCUGCCCGCGUGCUGCUGCAGGACUUCACGGGCGUGCCCGCCGUAGUGGAUCUAGCAGCAAUGCGCGACGCGAUGAAGUCGCUGGGCGGCGAUCCGAAUGCGAUCAACCCGCAGGUGCCGGUGGAUCUGGUGAUCGACCACUCCGUGCAGGUGGACGUCGCGGGCUCCGCCAACGCGGUGGCGCAGAACAUGCAGCUCGAGUUCGACCGCAACAGCGAGCGCUUCGCGUUUCUGAAAUGGGGCGCCAAGGCCUUCCAGAACAUGCGCGUCGUGCCUCCUGGCUCCGGCAUUGUGCAUCAGGUGAACCUGGAGUAUCUGGCUCGCGUCGUCUUCUCGCACAAGGGCGUGCUCUACCCGGACAGCCUGGUGGGCACGGACUCGCACACCACCAUGAUCGACGGGCUGGGCGUGGCGGGGUGGGGCGUGGGCGGCAUAGAGGCAGAGGCCACCAUGCUGGGGCAGCCCAUGAGCAUGGUGCUACCCGAGGUGGUGGGCUUUAAGCUGACAGGCAAGCUCCAGCCUGGCGUGACGGCCACGGACCUCGUGCUGACGUGUACGGCCAUGCUGCGUCAGCACGGCGUGGUGGGCAAGUUCGUGGAGUUCCACGGCGACGGCAUGCGUCACCUGGCGCUCGCUGAUAGGGCGACCAUUGCCAACAUGGCGCCCGAGUAUGGAGCCACCAUGGGUUUCUUCCCUGUUGACGAUGCCACGCUGGCAUACCUCAAGACAUCGGGACGUGAUGAUAAGACGGUGAAGAUGGUGGAGGCAUACCUUAGAGCCAACAAGAUGUUUGUCGAUUACAACGAGCCCCAGGCGGAUCGGUCCUACUCGUCGUCGCUGGAGCUGGAUCUGGGCGCUGUGGAGCCCUGCAUCUCCGGCCCCAAGAGGCCCCAUGACCGUGUGCCUCUGCGAAGCAUGAAGGAGGACUGGCAGGCAUGCCUCGACAACCCCGUCGGUUUUAAGGGCUUCGCGUUGCCCAAGGAGCAGCAGGGCAAGGUGGUGAACUUCUCGUUCAACGGACAGCCAGCGGAGCUAAGGCACGGGUCGGUGGUGAUUGCAGCCAUCACCUCGUGCACCAACACUAGCAACCCCUCCGUCAUGCUCGGUGCUGCUCUCGUGGCAAAGAAGGCUACGGACCUGGGUCUGCAGGUGAAGCCGUGGGUGAAGACCAGCCUGGCGCCCGGCUCUGGAGUGGUCACCAAGUACCUUGAGAAGAGUGGUCUCCUCCCCUCACUGGAGAAGCAGGGGUUCCACGUGGUGGGGUACGGUUGCACCACGUGCAUUGGCAACUCGGGGGAGAUUGCGGAGUCUGUGGGGCAGGCCAUUGCUGAGAACGACCUGGUGGCGGCAGCAGUGCUGUCGGGUAAUCGCAACUUCGAGGGGCGAGUGCAUCCCCAGACGCGUGCCAACUACCUCGCCUCGCCACCCCUCGUUGUCGCAUAUGCCCUCGCCGGCACGGUGGACAUUGACUUCGCCACCGAGCCAAUCGGCACGGGCAAAGACGGGAAGCCCGUUUUCCUGCGCGACAUCUGGCCGUCGUCCGCUGAGGUGGCAGCGGUGGUUGAGAAGUCCGUGCUGCCCGAGUUCUUCCGGUCGACCUAUGAGAGCAUCACACGUGGCAACGACCUGUGGAACGGGCUCACCGCACCUGAAGGCGCGCUGUAUGAGUGGAACCCGGCCUCCACUUACAUCCACGAGCCGCCGUUCUUCAAGGGGAUCUCCAAGGACCCGCCUGGGGUGGCGCCUGUGGUGGACGCGUACUGCCUGCUCAACCUGGGCGACAGCAUCACCACCGACCACAUCUCGCCUGCCGGGAGCAUUCACAAGGACAGCGCUGCUGCCAGGUACCUCACCGAGAGGGGCGUGGCACGCAAGGACUGGAACUCGUAUGGCAGCAGGCGGGGCAACGACGAGGUCAUGGCGCGCGGCACGUUUGCCAACAUCCGCAUUGUGAACAAGUUCAUGAAAGGGGAGGUCGGCCCGCACACUGUUCACGUGCCGAGUGGCGAGAAGAUGUUCAUAUAUGAUGCUGCCAUGCGCUACAAGGAAGCAGGGGCACCGACAAUCGUCCUAGCCGGUUCAGAGUACGGGAGUGGGAGUUCUCGGGACUGGGCGGCCAAGGGGCCGUACCUGCAGGGCGUGAAGGCGGUGAUUGCCAAGUCCUUCGAGCGCAUCCACCGCAGCAACCUCGUCGGCAUGGGCAUCAUCCCCCUCUGCUUCAAGCCCGGGCAGGAUGCCGAGUCGCUCGGGCUGACCGGGUUUGAAAAGUUUUCGGUGCACCUGCCCCCGCUGAAGGAGAUCAAGCCGGGGAUGGAUGUUGAGGUGACGACGGAUAAUGGCAAGAAGUUUACAACCACCCUGCGAUUCGACACCCAGGUGGAACUGACUUACUUUGAGAAUGGAGGCAUUCUGCACUACGUGCUUCGAAGCCUGGCUAAGGACAGCUGA